This is a messenger RNA of Gekko japonicus, 1261 nucleotides long. RefSeq names its product chloride channel, nucleotide-sensitive, 1A (gene CLNS1A). The transcript is spliced from 8 exons. Bases 74 to 829 code for a protein of 251 amino acids. NCBI's taxonomy places the organism in Eukaryota, Metazoa, Chordata, Lepidosauria, Squamata, Gekkonidae. The record is from RefSeq and is a predicted model, not a curated record. Gene Ontology annotation, biological process: chloride transport; cell volume homeostasis; spliceosomal snRNP assembly. Gene Ontology annotation, cellular component: cytosol; pICln-Sm protein complex; spliceosomal complex.
CUUCCGGUGGUGGCUGCUCUGGCGCGGCCGCGGGGACUCUUGGCGCCUCCGCCCGCCCGCCCUCCCGCUCGCCAUGAGCUUCCUGAAGCGGAUCCCGCCGCCCGGCGAAGGGGUCCGGCUGCGGCAACCCGACACCGAGGCGGGGGGGGGGGGGGGGGGAGAGAUGAGAGAGCUUGCCUCGGGUUCGCCAUGGGAGCUCUACGUUUCCCAGAUCCGUCUGUCAUGGAUAGAGAACUCCGGCCUUGGCUUCUCCCUGGAGUACCCCACUAUCAGCUUACAUGCCAUUUCCAGGGACCUGAAUGCCUAUCCGUGGGAGCAUUUGUACGUCAUGGUGAAUGCAAAAUUUGAAGCAGAAGAAUCGAAGGAGGCUCCCAUGGGCGACGGGGAGCAGGAGGAGGAGGAAGAAGAAGACAGCGACGAUGAGCUGGAGCCGAUUUCAGAGUUCAGAUUCAUCCCCAGCGACAAAUCGGCCCUGGAAGCCAUGUUCUCGGCGAUGUGCGAAUGCCAAGCCCUGCACCCGGAUCCCGAAGACGAAGACUCCGACAACAAUUACGACGGCGACGAGUACGACGUGGAGGCCCACGAGGGGGGCCAAGGCGACAUUCCAUCGUUCUACACCUACGAAGAAGGCCUGUCUCGUUUGACCACAGAGGGCCAGGCGACCCUGGAGAGGCUGGAAGGCAUGCUGGCCCAGUCGAUAAGCUCCCAGUACCACAUGGCCGGCGUCCGGACAGAAGAUUCCAUCCGAGAUUUUGAAGAUGGCAUGGAGGUGGAUGCGUCGUCGCCAGCCGUCGCCGGGCAGUUUGAAGACGCGGAUGUCGAUCACUGAGGAGGAUGCGGACAGCGGCUCAGAUUCUUCUCGACGCUUUCCAAAACGGGCGCUACGAGCUUGAAGACGUUUCCACGGGACUUGUCCUUUUCUGUAUUAAUGGCCUAAACACAGAGGUUUGGGCCUGUCAGUGCUUUUUAGAGAUGCGCUUAUAAAAAUGCAUUUGAUAUUGUGGGGUUGCUUAUUUUUUCUUUUUCUUAAAAAUCCAAGACGGUUGCAAGACCCGAUGUGGGUUAAUCAUGGCCCGUUAGUGCGCAGCCUUUGACGAGGGUGCUGGAGAUUAAGGAACAAAGUUGUACUUAGAACAGAAUUCUAGAUUGUCCUAGAAUUUCCCCCAUAUAUUUUUUUUUGUGUGCCUGCUUUUCUACAGCCACGGAAACACUGCAGUGGCCUAGGUAGAAACCUGCAGCGUCGUGAGGCUGCAGAUCCAAA